UGCAGUGCUUGAAACCGGUAACAGCAGUAUCUCGAUCUUCCUAUUGCAUUGAAAACAUACUUUUAGGUCAACCUUCAAAAAGUGAGAGUGUUCCAAAUAAAAGACAUAGUUCCAGUUACUUGAGACAUAGUGUCCUCCCUGUUGCUCUUAUGCCAAGCGUCCAGUGCGCCCUUUACACACACUGACAAAGGAAAGAUUAUCAACGAAGCUUAAUUGAACGAAGCACGCUUGCCGGGGUCUGUUCGGUCUUGUAUUCACGUACACAGCCCACUAGCUAUCUUGCUCUUGGCAGGGACCGACCGACCGACCCGACCGUCGAUAAACCGUACGCUGGCGUGGAGUCAAUCAAACACUUCGCACACUUCCCGGCAGACAGCCCUCGCAGCCAAAGUCCUCCACAUUCCUGUGUAAACAUUCGCGCGAACCGUUCACGCCGCACCGCGCUCUGCUUAUCAGUCCAAACGCCGGAAAGAUUGUGCCGUCCGUGAAUUGCGAAAACAGAUGUUGAGCACAGUGGCGUCCUGAGCGUGUCGAAGUGUAGAGUGUAGAGUGGUUCGGGCUUACCACACAGUCGAUUCGGGAUCGCCACAGUGCCAGUACAACAGGCGCAGAAGCGACGUAAACCCCAGCAGUGGUGCACUUCUCACAGUAUGAACUGGUGAUUUCGCGACAACAACGCGCCUCGUAGAAUAGCAACGAAAAUCUCCACCAAAAUGGGAACCGAUACAACCAUUGCGAUCGAGCGCACUAAAACGCCUUCAACUCCUCCAACGACACUCGAGUUCCGGGACAUCUGCUACCAGGUGCGCCAUAAGGAUGGACAGAACAAGCAACUGCUGAAUAGUGUGUCCGGCGCGUUUCAUUCUGGAAGGCUUGCCGGUAUACUCGGUCCUUCUGGGGCCGGAAAGUCUACUCUUCUUAACAUUUUGAGUGGAUUCAAAACGAACAAUGUCUCCGGCAACAUACUCAUCAACGGUACACCGAUCGAUCGCCGGAAAUAUCGUCGCGAGGUUUCGUACACACCGCAGGACAUAUGCCUGCUCGGUAACAUAACCGUCACGGAAAGUUUGGAGUUUGCAGCCGACCUGAAACUCUCACCCACCACCACAAUUGCCCAAAAGUCGGCGAUGGUUGUGGACGUCCUGAAGCUGCUCGGUCUCUCCAAAUGUGCCCACAAUCCGGUAGCAAACAUAUCCGGCGGUGAAAAGAAGCGUCUCUCGAUCGGGUUAGAACUGAUCUCCAACCCAUCGAUCAUGUUCUUCGACGAGCCAACGAGCGGGCUGGACAUUAUAGCGGCGAUGCAGGUCGUUGCCCAUCUUAAAGAUCUGGCCGCCAGUGGACGCUGUGUGAUCUGCGUCAUCCACCAGCCCAGCUCGAGCAUUCUGCAGAUGUUUGACGAUCUGUUCGUCCUGUCCGAGGGACACUGUCUGUACUGGGGCCCGCUGGAUGGGCUUGUCGACACGUUUAAGGCGUGCGGGUUCGAGUGUCCCAACUAUUACAACCGCGCAGACUUUGCGCUGGAAAUUGCAAGCCUCAAGCACGAGGGGAACUUGCUGCAGCUAAGAGAGCGUGCCAAGCAGCAGGCGAUAGAAGCGGUCAGCGAGAAAGUUGUCCCAAAUGAUGGACCGAACUGUGGCGAGAAAGAUGCCAUGUUGAUGCCACCGGGAGUUGUUGGAGAUCAGGAGAAUAGCACAAGCUCAGCUUCCGACCGUCAAUAUCUAACUUCUGAAUGGGGGCAGUUUGUCACGCUGACUCGUCGUACAAUGCUGUGCACAUUUCGUGAUCUUCAACUAACGAAGAUGCGGCUGCUGGCCCAUUUGUUUGUGGGAUUGUUGAUCGCGGUCGUGUUUUACGACGUCGGUAACGAUGGAUCGAAGAUGCUGAGCAAUGCGUCUUGCCUGUUCUUCUUCCUCAUUUUUGUAUUCUUCGCCAACUCGAUGCCUUUAGUCAUGACGUUCCCUCUGGAGACGUCUGUGUUUGUUCGGGAGAGAAUGAACAACUGGUACUCACUUAAGGCCUAUUACUUCUCCAAGCUAGUGGCGGACUUUCCAUUUCUGAUACUGGGUCCAUCCGUAUUCCUUGCCGGUGCGUACUACCUAACCUCCCAACCAAUGGAGCUCGAUCGCAUCGUAAUGCUGUGGAGCAUCUGUAUCUUCACCAGCUGGAUCGCCCAGAUGACGGGACUGCUGGCGGGCAGUGUACUACCACUCGAGCUGAGUGUCUUCUGCGUCCCCUGUUCCGUCAUUCCAAUGCUAAUCUUUUGCGGGUUUUUUGUCCGCUUCCGUGAGAUGUUUGACUUUCUCAUUCCGUUCACGUACGUUGCCUACUUCCGGUACAGCUUCGAGGGAGCGAUGCAAGCGAUCUACGGGUUCGAUCGUGCGAAUCUACCCUGCUCGGGUGAUUUCUGCUACUUUAGCAAGGUGCCCAAGUUUCUGGACAGCUUCGACAUGCUGGAAAACACGUUCGUGAUGGACGUUUGCGGGCUGCUCGGGUGGAUCUUUGUGCUGCACGUGGGACUGUACGCGAGUCUCGCGUGGAGACUGAAGCGAACUCGAUGUCACCGAAACAUGAGUUCGGAGGAAACGGUUGAGGUGGUCAUACCACUUGUGAAAACCAUCACCAACCUGACCUUUCGGAACCUGUCGUACAGUGCGGGGCAGAAGCAGCUGCUGCGCAACAUCUCCGGCACGCUCAAGUCUGGCCGAUUGACUGCAAUUCUGGGCCCAUCGGGAGCCGGUAAAUCGACGCUACUCAACAUACUCAGUGGCUUUAAAACGCAAGGAGUUAGCGGAAGAAUACUCAUCAACAAUGAGGCGGUGGAUUGUCACAAGUACCGCCAGCUAGUCGCGUACACCGAGCAGGAUGUACCUUUGCUGCACAACCUUACCGUACGAGAAACGCUUCACUAUGUUGCAGAUUUAAAGCUGUCGAAGAACGUUUCCUACAUCCACAAGACGAAGAUCGUGAACGAUAUCGUAGCCCUGCUGGGGCUACAGAAGUGCUCCCACAGUCAGGCGAAAACACUGUCCGGUGGAGAGCGGAAGCGACUCUCCAUCGGGCUGGAGUUGGUGUCAAACCCGAAGAUUAUGUUCUUCGAUGAACCGACUAGUGGGUUGGACAGUGUGGCGUCCUAUCAGAUGAUCUCGUACAUGAGGGAUCUCGCCCGGCAGGGCCGCUGUGUGGCUACUGUGGUGCAUCAACCCAGCUCGGAGUUGCUGGAGCUGUUUGACGAUGUUUAUGUCGUAGUGGAUGGUCGCUGUAUGUACCAGGGAUCACUAGACGACCUAAUACCGACACUGGAGGAGGUCGGCUUCACCUGUCCGCCGUACUACAAUCGAGCCGAUUUUGUAUUAAAAAUAGCGUCUCAGAGGACCGACGAUAUGGACAGCGUAGAGAAGCUGAUAGCACGGGCCGAUACUGCCAUUAAUGGAUACCUGGAGAAUGGUAGCACACACUUGGAGGAGUGUAACAACCUGAUGGCAGAGAGCAGAGCCUCCGCACAGUAUCCCAUCGCCUGGUGGCGUCAGUUUGCCGUGCUGGUACGCCGAACCGCGCUCUGUACGCUGCGAAACAUCACGCUGACCCGGUUCCGGCUGUUGGGCCAUCUGCUGUUCGGCCUGACGAUAGGGAGCGUGUUCUACGACGUGGGUGACGACGGUGCCAAAGUGUUAUCUAACGUGUCCUGCCUCAUACUCUUCCUCAUGUUUAUCGUGUUUGCGAACGCGAUGACGGUGGUGCUGACGUUCCCCCUUGAGAUGGCCGUAUUUGUGCGGGAGCACAAGAGCAACUACUACCCAGUGUCCGCCUACUACUGCUCGAAGCUGGUAGCUGACUUCCCGCUGAUGCUGGCCGGGGUGAGCUGCUUUCAACUGAUCGUGUACUACUUAACCGGCCAACCGAACGAAACGGACCGGGUCGUGGCGUUCUGGGGCAUCUGCGUACUGUUCGGAUGGUUGGCGCAGAUGUACGGCAUGGUCGCAGGCAGUGUCUUCCCCCUAGACGUCAGUCCAUUCGUGGUGCCGGCGUCCAUCAUACCGGCGGUCAUGUUUUCUGGCUUCUUUAUCCGGUACAGCGAACUGUUGGCCGCGUUUCGACCGCUCACCUACGUCAGCUACUUUCGGUACGGGUUCGAGGGGCUGGCCCAGGUAGCGUACGGGUUCAAUCGAACGCAGCUCGGGUGUAGCGAGAUGUUUUGCUACUAUCGCAAAACGAGCAAAGUGAUGGAAAUGCUGCAGAUGGAUCCGAACCGUUACUGGUACGAUGUGGCGGGCCUGUCCGUGUGGGUUGCCGUCCUUCACGUGCUGCUGUACGCGAGCCUGAAGCGUGCUUCCCGCUUCAAGAUGAGCGUAGAUAAGAACAGCAUCGAGAUAACGAUACCGCUAAUGCAGGGCGGUACGAAUCUACACUUUCAAAAUAUCGCCUAUCAAGUGCGGCAUCAGAAGGAGGACAAACUGUUGCUGAAGAAUAUUUCCGGCACUUUCCGAACAGGGCGGCUUACUGCAGUGCUAGGUCCAUCUGGAGCUGGCAAAUCAACGCUGCUGAAUGUGCUGAGUGGCUUUAAGACGCAGGGCGUUAGCGGGAACAUCAUUGUCAACAAUGAAAUCAUUGACCGGCAGCGUUAUCGACAGCUGGUCGCGUACACCGCACAAGAUGUAACGCUACUACCCAACAUAACGCUACGUGAGAACCUUCACUACGCGGCCGAUUUGAAGCUGGCAACGAACGUACCGCUAGCGCACAAGGUCGAGAUUGUGAAUGGGGUGAUUGCCCUGCUGGGGCUGCAAAAGUGUGCCCACAAUCAGUCGCAGGUGCUGUCCGGGGGUGAAAAGAAGCGACUGUCGAUCGGGCUGGAGCUGGUGUCGAAUCCGGCAAUCAUGUUCUUCGAUGAGCCUACCAGCGGGCUGGACAGUGUGUCCUCGUUCCAGGUGAUCUCGUACAUGAAGGAUCUCGCCCGGCAGGGUCGGUGUGUGAUUAGUGUGAUCCACCAGCCAAGCUCGGAGUUGUUGGAGCUGUUCGAUGAUAUCUAUGUGGUGGUGGAUGGUCGGUGUAUGUACCAGGGUUCGCUGGACGAGCUGAUACCGACGUUUGCGGAGGCUGGAUUUCACUGUCCGCCGUACUACAAUCGGGCAGAUUUUGUGCUAAAAAUAGCGUCCCAGUACGACUCCAAAUGUGCCGAGGUGGAGAAGCUGAUGGUCAAGUCCGAAAAAUCCGUCAGCGCCUCAAUGAACUUGGGCAUUCAGCGCGAGUACGAUUCGACCGAGUUUCUGGUGGAAGGACGAGGCCCCCAGUAUCCGAUCAGCUGGUGGAACCAGUUCACCACCCUAACCCGCCGUACGACACUCGGCACGGUCCGGAAUCCGCAGCUGAUGGGGCUACGCUUUUUCGGCCACGUUCUGUUCGGCUUUACGAUCGGCUUUGUGUUUCACAACGUCGGUGACGAUGCGUCCAAAGUGCUGUCCAACAUUUCCCUACUGAUCGCUUUCCUGAUGUUUAUCACGUUCGCUAAUGCAAUGACGGUUAUAUUGACAUUCCCGCUCGAGAUGGCUGUGUUUGUGCGGGAGCACAAGAGCAACUACUACUCCGUGUCGGCGUACUACUUCUCCAAGCUGGUGGCCGACUUCCCGUGGAUGCUGUCGGGGGUGACAGCCUUUCAGCUGAUCAUGUACUUUCUCAGCGGGCAGCUGUACGAGACGGAUCGUGUGUUGAUGUUCUGGGGCAUCUGCGCGCUGUUUGGGUGGCUGGCGCAGGUGUAUGGGUUGAUCGCGGGGUGUUUGUUUCCGAUCGAAGUCAGUCCAUUUAUUGUGCCGGCUUCAAUCAUUCCUGCGCUACUGUUUAGUGGGUUCUUUAUACGGUACAACGAGCUGCUGGAUUUCUUUAAGCCACUCACGCUGGUAAGCUACUUUCGGUACGGGUUUGAGGGGUUAGUGCAGGCUACGUACGGACACAACCGGACGGAGGUGGGUUGUAGUGAGAUCUUUUGCUACUAUCGCAAAACGAGUAAAAUCCUGGAAGCCCUCCACAUGGAACCGAACCGCUACUGGACGGAUGUGCUCGGGCUUAGCAUCUGGAUUGCGUUCCUGCACAUCGUGCUGUAUCUGAGCCUGCGGCUACGACUCCGAUGGAACCGUUGAGGGAUGUAGAAAGGUAGCAAAAGAAGUAGAAAAAAGAUAAAAAAGCAACCUCCAUCACAAAUUACAAAGUAAAGUUCGAGUUUUCUUCAUUGGCCUUACUACUAGUGUUACGUUGCAAAUAGAUAAUCCAGCUCUCCCAAGGGUAACGCGCACACAUGGAAUGUGUGUUCCGUCGUAGUUGCGCUGCAACAGCGCAGCACACGGGCGGUGUAGUAUUUGCGCAAGCUGCAGGAGCGAUAUUUCAUUCUGGUUAGCGUAAGCGGCAGCUAUGAAUGAAUAAUUUUGUAGAAUAUUAACCAUGUCAACGCGGGCGCAAGUCAACAACAUCUAGCGCGAAACUCGCGUUUCGUAUAAUGUGACAGAAUAAUCCCCCAACCUCCAGGUGGGUGGGGGAUGCAACUCAUGGCUAGUUGUUUAACUUGAUAAGCUAACGUUAAGCAGUCUAAGAACGGUGGCAGAUCUAUUAUGAAUCAUGCAGUUUUCUUGUGAAAAUGUGUGUCUGUGUGGGAAAGAUGAAAAACAGCAAAUAAAGUGUAUUUAUCGACCAAA
Messenger RNA from Anopheles gambiae (African malaria mosquito), 6680 nucleotides. RefSeq names its product ABC transporter G family member 2. The coding region runs from base 714 to 6131 and encodes 1805 amino acids. Gene Ontology annotation, cellular component: plasma membrane. The transcript has 15 exons. Lineage: Eukaryota; Metazoa; Arthropoda; Insecta; Diptera; Culicidae. Gene Ontology annotation, molecular function: ABC-type transporter activity; ATP hydrolysis activity; ATP binding. The record is from RefSeq and is a predicted model, not a curated record.